AAUUAUUUUCAGACGGCACUGCUGGAUAGCUUGAGAAUUGCAGAAUUUACAGAAUGGAGGCUGGUAGAUCUGUCGGAGAAAGUUUGGAAUGUAAAACCAAGGAGGAGGAGCUUCACAAUGUUAGGGACAGUGACCAUUUGCUCCAUGGAAUGCGAAGCAGAAUUGAUAGCAGAGUGGGGAUAGAGUUGCCCCAAAUUGAGGUCCGUUUCAAGGGUUUGAACGUGGAAGCACAAGUACAUGUUGGGAGGGCUCUACCAACUAUACCCAACUAUAUUCUUAAAAUGGCCAAGAUUUUUUUAAGGAGAUUUUCACUUUUGUGCGAUAGCAAAAGGCACCUGAAGAUUCUGAAUAACAUUAGCGGCAUUAUCAGACCCCGCAGAAUGACUUUGCUCCUCGGACCGCCAGGGUCGGGGAAGACAACUUUACUCUUGGCUCUUGCAAAUAGGCUUAACACAAACGUCAAGGUAUCUGGAAGUGUGACAUACAAUGGCGAAAAUGUGGAUAAAUUGAUGGCUCAGAGACUAUCAUCUUACGUUGACCAACAUGACAUUCAUUUUGGAGAAAUGACUGUGAAAGAAACCUUUGCCUUUGCUCUUAGUUGCCAGGGUUUUGGUGGCCAAAACAAGAUGCUUGCAGAAGUCUCGAGGAGAGAGAAAGAAGCCGGUAUCAUACCUGACCAAGAUGUUGACAACUUUAUGAAGGGUCUGUUUCAAGACACAGCCUUCAAGACUGACUACGUAAUCAAGAGUCUCUGCCUGGAUCCUUGCUCAAAUAUGAUGAUCGGUGAUGAAAUGCGACGAGGAAUUUCAGGAGGAGAAAAGAAGCGUGUGACUACAGGAGAGAUUCUCAUGGGUUCAGCAACGGUUUUGUUCAUGGAUAACAUAACGACGGGGUUAGAUAGUUCUACAGCAUUUCAAAUUCUCAACUACAUACGCCAAUCAGUGCAGAUGCUGGAUAUGACUGCUGUUCUGUCACUCUUGCAGCCAACUCCAGAAAUAUUCGAAUUGUUCGAUGACAUUAUUUUGCUUUCCGAAGGUCACAUUGUGUAUCAGGGUCCUUUGAAUCAUGGAUUAGAAUUCUUCGCAUCCAUGGGUUUCCACUGUCCAGAGAGAAAAGCGGUUGCAGAUUUUUUUCAAGAAGUGACAUCAAAAAAGGAUCAGCAACAGUAUUGGGCAGGCGAAGGACAAUAUAGAUAUGUUUCUGUUAAGGAAUUUGCCAAGGCGUUCCACUCAUUUCAUGUAAGCAAAAAAUUACUCGUGGAGUUGAGAGUUCCAUAUGAUAGAAGAAAGAGUCGUUCUGUGUCUGUUACAUCCAAGUAUGGUGCUACCAAUAUAGAAUUAUUCAAGGCUUGUUUUUCAAGGGAAUGUCUUCUUUUCAAGAGAAAUGCAUUCAUUCACAUUUUCAGAACAAUACAGCUGAGUCUUGUGGCUCUUGUCACCAUGACAGUUUUUUGUCGGACAAGGAUGCAACAUAAAACAAUUAUUGAUGGAAACACUUACCUUGGUGCACUCUACUUCAGUCUUAUGGUCAUCUUGUUUAACGGGUUUUCAGAACUUGCAAUGACAAUAGAUAGACUUCCAGUUCUAUACAAACAAAGAGAUCUAAGGUUCUAUCCAACUUGGAUAUAUUCAAUAUGCAGUUGGCUGCUGAGCAUUCCCAUGUCAUUGGUAGAGACUUCCAUUUGGGUACUCAUGAUAUACUAUGUAAUUGGUUUUAAUCCUCAAGUUUCAAGGUUAUUUCGCCAAUUUCUACUUUAUUUUUGCGUAAACCAGUUUGGUUUGGCACUGUUACAUCUACUAGCUUCUUUGGGUCAAACGAUGGUAGUUGCCUUUACCUAUGGCUCGUUUUCCAUGGUGGUCAUCUUUUUCCUAGGUGGUUUUAUCCUAUCCAGAGAGGAUAUUAACAGGUGGUGGAUUUGGGGGUACUGGACUUCUCCACUAUCGUACGCUCAAAAUGCUAUUGCUGUGAAUGAAUUUUUGGGACAGAGAUGGGAUGAGCCUGUAGGGAAUGGCUUAAACCAAACUUUAGGGGAACUUGUGUUGACAUCUCGUGGGAUAUUUCCACAUUAUUGUUGGUACUGGAUUGGCAUUGGAGCUCUAUUGGGAUAUUCUAUCCUAUGUAAUGUCUUGUAUACUGGAGCUUUAGCCAUCCUCAAACCUCCUGGAAAAGUCCAAUCUGUGGUUUCUGAAGAAGCCAUGCAGGAGAUGUAUGCAAACACAACAGGAGAAGAUGAUUUGCCAAUUUCUAAAGGACCCGAGGCAGCUAUGACGAGCCCUGCUCCCUUACUAAAAGAAAAACAGGGCAUGGUACUUCCAUUCAAGCCUUUGUCUCUCUGCUUCAAACACAUUAGUUAUUACAUUGGUAUGCCUGAGAAAAAGAAACAAGAGGGUUUUGCAGCAGAUCGGUUGAGGCUAUUACAUGAUGUGAGUGGAGCAUUCCGACCGGGCAUUCUUACAGCUUUUGUUGGAGUUAGCGGUGCAGGCAAAACUACCUUGAUGGAUGUCUUGGCUGGAAGAAAAUCUUGCGGUUACAUUGAGGGCAGCAUUACUAUAUGCUAUCCUAAGAAGCAAGAACAAUUUGCUCGGAUCUCAGGAUACUGUGAACAAGAUGACAUUCAUUCACCACAUGUAACUGUUUAUGAAACCCUUAUUUACUCUGCCUGGCUUCGUUUACCAGCUGAAAUAGAUGAAGAAACAAGAAAGAUGUUUGUGGAGGAGGUGAUGGAACUUGUGGAGUUAUGCCCCUUGAGAAAUUCUCUCGUGGGUCUCCCAGGAGUGACUGGUUUGUCAGGAGAGCAGCGUAAAAGAUUGACUAUUGCUGUGGAGCUUGUUGCAAAUCCUUCAAUUGUGUUCAUGGAUGAACCCACGUCAGGACUGGAUGCACGGUCUGCAGCCAUUGUCAUGCGAACAGUAAGAAAUAUUGUUGACACUGGACGCACAAUUGUUUGUACCAUCCAUCAGCCGAGCAUCGAUAUUUUUGAAGCUUUUGACGAGCUUCUCUUCAUGAAACAAGGAGGCCGGCUCACAUACGCAGGAUCAUUAGGUUCGCAUUGUAGCCAACUCUUGGAGUACUUUCAGUCUAUUGAUGGGGUUCGAAAAAUUGAGAAAGGGGUUAAUCCGGCAACAUGGAUGUUGGAGAUAACCUCCCCGGCAGAGGAAGUUCGACUUGGGAUUGAUUUUGCUGAAAUCUAUCAGAAAUCAUCGUUGUUUCAAGAAAACAUGGCCCUAAUAGAAAGCUUGAGCACUCCCCUUGGAGAUUCAGAAGACCUCCAUUUCCCUACACAGUACUCUCAACCUUUCCAUAAGCAAUUCAUAGCCUGCUUGUGGAAGCAGCACUGGUCUUAUUGGCGGAAUUCUCAAUACACAGCAGUGCGCUUUUUCUUCACAGUUUCGAUCUCGUUGCUUUUUGGUUCCAUUUGCUGGGGUCUUGGCUCAAAGAGAAGUGAGCAGCAGGAUUUAUUGAAUGCUCUAGGUUCCAUGUUUGCAUCUGUACUCUUUAUCGGAGUAACAAAUGAAAUGACUGUGCAACCUGUUGCUUGGCUUGAAAGGAUGGUCUUCUACCGUGAGAGGGCCGCUGGAAUGUAUUCAGCACUACCUUAUGCAUUGGCUCAGGUAACAAUUGAGAUUCCGCAUGUGUUCACUCAAGCACUCCUGUACAGCUCUGUGGUGUAUUCCAUGGCGGCCUUUGAGUGGACGGUGGUGAAAUUUUUGUGGCAUUUCUUCUUUUUGUAUUUCACCUUCCUCAGCUACACAUUCUCUGGAAUGAUGGCCGUAGCACUUACUGCCAACAAUAAAAUAGCUUCAGUUGUUUCAGUGCCUGUGCUGAUGUUGUGGAUCCUCUUCUCAGGCGCCAUGAUUUCUCGUACGAGGUGUCCUCCAUGGUGGAGAUGGUUUUUCAGCACGAAUCCAAUGGCAUGGUGCCUCUAUGGUCUCAUUGGUUCGCAAUACGGAGACGUUGGGACGAGUCUAAUGAUGGCAGAUGGGACAGAAAUGUCUGUGAAGCAUUUUGUGGAGGAGAAUUUUGGUUAUCAUCGACAGCAUUUGGCCAGUGUGGGAUUUCUGACUGCAGGAUUUUCUGUUUUGUUUGGCCUUGUAUUUGUCUUGGGAAUCAAGCUUUUCAAUUUCCAAAAGCGGUAAAAAAUUGUAAUAGUUGAAGGGCAAUUCUGAAGGGAAAAUACACCACAAGUUACUGUGCAGGUAGAGUCCAAUGUUAAAUGUAUGUCCUCCAUUCAAGAGUACACCUUUGUAUCAUUUUAAAAUAUUCAAUUAUAUAUUUGUAAAUGAAUAUAUAGUAUUUUU
Messenger RNA from Cryptomeria japonica (Japanese cedar), 4298 nucleotides. RefSeq names its product pleiotropic drug resistance protein 1. Gene Ontology annotation, molecular function: ATP binding; ABC-type transporter activity; ATP hydrolysis activity. The record is from RefSeq and is a predicted model, not a curated record. NCBI's taxonomy places the organism in Eukaryota, Viridiplantae, Streptophyta, Pinopsida, Cupressales, Cupressaceae. Gene Ontology annotation, cellular component: membrane.